AUGCCUAAAAAAAAACAAGGGAGGUUAGUAAUUAUUUUAAUAACUAAUAAAUUUAUCAAAUGAUUGUGACUUUUAAAGUUGUUAUAUAGAAAAUAAUUUGUUAUAAAAUUUGUUUUACUUUUUAUUGUCCUGUAAUAAUUUCAAAGCAUCUUAACUUAAACAAUCUAAGAAAAUCCAGAAUUUCUGUUUUUGAACAUAAAACAACACAUGUAAUUUGUAUAGUAAUCUGUAUAUUGAAUGUCAAGAGAGGUUAGGUUAUAAAAUAAAUAAAAAUUUCAUUUUUAUCAAUGUUAAAAAUAACAGAUCAAUAUAAGGAAGAAACAAGAAUAAAAUAUUUUGUAUUAUUUUCAAUAAAAACUUUACAAAUUACAAUCUCAAAUAAUUUUUUGUUUGUGAAUAAGUUGUUUAAAAAAUAAAAUAAUUUUAAUAAAUAUCUAUGUGUGUGUGUGUGUGUGUGUGUGUAUAUACAACUAAAUGAAACAAUUUACUAUUUGUCCAGUAUUAGAAUAAAUAUUGUCUCUUUACAUGCUUUCUUCAUAUAUUUUAAUUUAGAAAUAAUAUUUUUUUUACAUAUAGAGGUAAAACAGGAAAAGAAAAAAAGGAAGUUAAUAAGGAUAAUAAAGAGCAAUAUUUUGAAGAAAUUAUUGAUGUAGAUGAAAAUACUACAAAGGAUUUUGAAUUUUUAUCAAAUGCUCCAAUUUCUGGAAAUGAUGAUUUUGUUUUUGAAUCAGAAAAAAAUUGGGAUGUUGACGUUUUCAAAUACUCUGAUUUUUUUACACUUGAUCUAAAAACACUAUCUGCAGCAAUAGAAGCAAUUCCAUUUAAUGAAAAUGUUAAUAUUGAUAAAAAAUAUUUUACUGAUGAUCAGUUAACAGAUAUUUAUAAUACAGCAGAACGAGGUAAAGAAAAAUAUACCAAAAUAUUAAGUGACUCGGGAAAAGUAAUUACAAAUACAGAAGAUGAUGACAAAAGUCAGAAUUCAUUAGAAAAUACAGCUGAUGAUUUAGAUAGUUUAUUGUCUUGUCAAGAACCUGUGAUUGAUCCUUUAAUGAUUGUGAAAAAAUCGUUAUCUUUUUCUUCUAGUUCUGGUAUAUAUUUGAAAUUUAUUUUAAAAAUAUGACUUUUAAGAGAAUGCUAAUAAAAUACAUAUUUAUUACAGAUGCAAAGAUGACAAAUAAACCUAACACAUCAACCAAAUCUUUAGAUUUAGAAAAAUGGCUAGAUUCCAUAUUGGACGAUUAUAAUUAA
This is a messenger RNA of Heterotrigona itama, 1248 nucleotides long. The record is from the annotation of a GenBank genome assembly. NCBI's taxonomy places the organism in Eukaryota, Metazoa, Arthropoda, Insecta, Hymenoptera, Apidae.